AAGGGCAUGUCUGCUCUAGAGCAGUUCAUAAAUGAUCAGAAGAAGAAAGGAAGUGGUAUCAGCAGUUCAGCUUCAUUUUCUUCAUUUGAUUCACUUCGCAACAAGCUUCCAACGUCUAUUGGAGGAUUUUCCCUACUUUCCCGAAGCGAAACAACCGAUAGUCAGCAGUUAUUAGUUGGAGAUGAUUCUGGAGAUGGACAAUUGCCAGCUUCCAGAAAUCGAAAGAGUUCCGGAUGGUUUUCGCCGUCAACUCAAGAUGAAAGUAUGUUUGGAAUGACUCGAACUCAAAGAAUUAUUGCAUUUUUCAUGUGCAUUAUUGGAGCAAUAUUCUGUUUUUCUACUGCUGCUGUACUGAUUCCUGUAAUAUUGGUAUCGACUAGAAAGUUUGCCGGACUCAACACUCUUGGAUCUUUGCUCUUGCUUUUGAGUUUUGCAUUUCUACUUGGACCAAAAUCAUAUCUGACACAUAUGGCAUCACCACAACGACGUCUGGUUACUGUAUCCUAUCUGUCAGCAUUGUUUGCAACACUCUAUUCAUCCCUUUGGCUCAAGAGCACCAUCUUCACACUGAUCGCUGCCAUUUUCCAAGGCUUCACACUCGUAUGGUACGUGCUCUCGUAUGUUCCCGGCGGUGAACGUGGCUUAUUCUUCAUGACAUCUCUGUUCACUUCAUUCCUUCGUCGAUCGACAACAUCUACAGUACUCCCGAUAUAAUAUCAUUCCCCUUUGUUUUCAUUUUUGUCUGGUGUCUGCUUUAGCCAUCCUGGGUCCUUUUUCUCUGUACAUUUCGUUCAUAUUCCCCCGUAUUCCACUGAAUAUUUGUGAUAACGGCAUCUAAAUUAUGACGGUAUUUGUUUAUAGUGUAUUCGGAUAUAAAUGGUUGCGUAGUAUU
Caenorhabditis elegans is the source of this 892-nucleotide messenger RNA. It is a transcript of the gene sftd-3, whose product is annotated as Vesicle transport protein. Gene Ontology annotation, biological process: vesicle-mediated transport. The record is from RefSeq and is marked reviewed. The coding region runs from base 7 to 714 and encodes 235 amino acids. NCBI's taxonomy places the organism in Eukaryota, Metazoa, Nematoda, Chromadorea, Rhabditida, Rhabditidae. The transcript is spliced from 7 exons. Gene Ontology annotation, cellular component: cytoplasm; membrane; endomembrane system.